AUGCAGACCGGGCUGGGGGCCCGCGGGCAGCGCAUUGGUGGCAGUGGAUCAAGCCGUCAUCGAGCGAGGCCGUUUGGCAGCACGCCUUGCCGGGGUCCCGCAGCGCGAUGGCAGGUGCGGGCGAGCAGCGACCCCGACAAGGAGCCGGACGCCAAGGAUCUACGCGACAAAUUUUUUAAGCAAUCUGAGUCCCAGCGGUCGCGGUCACAGUCGCCCAGCAGCAGCGGAGGGGACCAGCAGGGCAGCAACAUUUUAGACAGCGUCAAUCCCUACCAGCUCGGACGCCAGGCGCGCCAGGCAGUGAACGACUUGUGGGGUCAGCUGAGUGCGGUCACAGCGCCAACGAAGAGCUUCUCGUUUGACGAUGUGCUCGACCUCGGUCUGGACGCCGACGCGCCGUCUUCGGCGACGAGCACCCGCGUGCUUGUCGUCGGCGCGACUGGCCGCGUCGGCCGCAUCCUCUCCCGCAAGCUCCUGCUGCGCGGCUACAAGGUCCGUGCGCUUGUCCGCCGGCGCGAGGGCAUGCGUGAGGGCGCGGAGGGCGUGCCGGACGCCGUCGAGGUGGUCAGCGGCGAUGUGGGCGAGAUGAAGGAUGUGCAGCGGGCAGUGCGCGGGGUCGACAAGAUCAUCUUUGUGGCCGGCGCGCGCUCCAUCUUCACGGGCGACCUGCUGCGCGUGGACGACCGCGGCGUUAUGAACGUGGUCAAGGCGCUGCAGGACGAGCGCAACCGCACGGCGCGCUCCCGCAGCGCGGCCGCGAACCCCGGCGCCAAGAAGCCCUUCAACUCGAACGCCAAGAAGGAGGUCGCAGACUUCAACAAGCUCUACCACCAGCUGCGGUGGGACGUGCAGUUUGUCGGCAGCCAGAGCGAGGACGGCUCGAUGGGGCGCGACUUUGAGCGCGCCAACCUGGCCACGGCCGAGAUCACCUCGGACAACAACCUGCUGUUCGAGGGCGCCCUGUUCACGCGCAACGCCAUCGCCGAGGUGGGCGCCAAGCUGAACCCGAAGCUGCCCGGCGGCGAGGACCGCUUCGGCGGCUGCGAGGCGCUGACGAUGCGCGUCAAGGGCGAGGGCCACACCUACGCGUGCGUGCUGACCACCAGCGGCGGCGGGCGCUACGUCGCGCGGUUCCCCAGCAGGGUGCGGUACAGCACGGUGCGGCUGCCGUUCAGCCUGUUCCGGCCGGAGCAGGACGGGCAGCCGCCGCUCGACCCCGAGCAGAUCGAGCGCGUCGGCAUCAGGUACGAGCUGCGCCGCGCGGCAGCGUCGGGGUCGGGCCUGCGCGACGCGGCUGCCGCGGCCAAGGCUGCGGCUGACCAGCAGCGGCUGAACAAGUUCAAGCUGGAGAUUGACUGGAUCAAGGCGCUGCCAGGUGGUGUUGAGCCGGACGUGGUGCUGCUCUCCUGCUCCGGGGCCCCCCGCCCCGACAUCGACGCCGCAGACCUGCAGAAGCUGGUGGCCGCCAAGCGGCGCGGCGAGGAGCACCUGCGCGCGUCGGGGCUCGGCUACACCAUUAUCCGGCCGGGGCCGCUGGUGGACGAGCCGGGCGGCUACAAGGCCCUCCUGUUUGACCAGGGCGACCGUGUGACCCAGCCCGUGUCUGCGGCAGACGUCGCGGACAUCUGCCUGCGCGCGCUGCACGAGCCCGAGGCGCGCAACAAGUCGUUCGACGUGUGCUACGAGUACACCCCCGACGAGGGGCUGCAGCUCUACGAGCUCGUGGCGAGCAUCCCCGGGCAGAACACCAACUACCUCGCGCCCGCGCUGGGGCCGCUGGCCAAGAACACGUGA
This is a messenger RNA of Monoraphidium neglectum, 1794 nucleotides long. RefSeq lists its product as hypothetical. The coding region runs from base 1 to 1794 and encodes 597 amino acids. The transcript has 8 exons. The record is from RefSeq and is a predicted model, not a curated record. Lineage: Eukaryota; Viridiplantae; Chlorophyta; Chlorophyceae; Sphaeropleales; Selenastraceae.